Molecule: messenger RNA, 936 nt
Organism: Aureococcus anophagefferens
Lineage: Eukaryota; Pelagophyceae; Pelagomonadales; Pelagomonadaceae
Product: expressed protein
Exons: 1
Coding region: 1-936 (311 amino acids)
Biological process (GO): protein folding
Cellular component (GO): endoplasmic reticulum
Molecular function (GO): calcium ion binding
Source: RefSeq, a predicted model, not a curated record
AUGGCGCUCCCUCGCAGCGUCGCGCCGCGCCCGUCGCUCCUCAAAAUCUGCGUCGUCGCGCUCCUCGCAACAACCAGCGACGCCGCGAAGAAGAAGAAGAAGCGUAAGGCCGCGGGUCCGCCGGCGAAGGUCGCCGAGCUCAGCGAGUGCGCCGCCUGCGAGAACUGGGCGAGCGACGCGACGGCCUUCGUGCGCGCCAAGGUGCGCCACCGCCUCAACCCGCCGCCGGCGCCGGCGCCCGGCGAGCCCGUGGGCCUCGAGCCGACCUGGAAGAUGCGCCUGAACCGCACGUGCCGGAGCCCGCGGCUGCCGUGGUGCGAGUCGUGGCGCGUCCACGAGAACGCGGCGCUCAUCGCCGAGCUCCAGGACCUGAGCGACGCCGCCGACGACGUCAAGGACUCGUCCAUCGACGUGCUGAGCAUCCAGAGGGCUUUAUGCGCGCACGACGGCCCCGUGCGCGCGUGCGGCAAAAACCACAAGUUCAAGAAGCGGAGCUCGCCGCACGCGGUCGACGUCGCCUUCGCGAACCGCAUACCGAAAAAGAGCGCCGCCGUCUACUGGCUCGCGCCGGGCCUCGACGUCGCCAAGGAGUCGGCGAACGCGGCGAACCUCCGCGGGACGCUCAACGAGGGCGCCCAGAUGACCGAGGACUCGUUCAAGGGCCACCGCUACAAGGUCGUCGUCGACGGCCAGGCCUGGCUCGACGGGCCCAUCGUCGACGUGCCCGAGGGCCCCUUCGUCGCCUACUCCAUCGAGGCGAACCCCAGGUGGGUCCCGGCGGGCGUGCCGGCGCUCGUCCCCGCGAAGGGCGCGAAAAAGCCCGCGGGCUGGGACGACGCCGAGGACGGCGACUGGGCGCCGCCCAUGGUGGCGAACCCCGCCUUCGCGACGAACACGCAGUACCGCCUCAAGCUCCUCACGGAGGCCGAGCUGUAA